UAGUUUGUGCUGAACUAUUCCUCCAACCCCAUUGCUCUGCACCCGGACCAUAGCCUUCUCAUUCUUGUACUAAUAUAAAUUUCUUUUAAAUGCUGAAACCGAGCAUGUACCCAGCACUUACACUGUAUCACUUCCGCCUUUUUGUGUGGACAGCCUGGCCGGAGGGGCAUGUGAGCUGGGGAGAAGUCCGCUUGAAGGAGUUACUGAGACGGUGUGUUGAUCGGUCCUGUAGUUCCGGAUAGUGCAAAGAUCACAGAGACAGAAAGUGAAAGCCAGCGUUUUUCGCUCUUCGGGCACCAUUUUAGUUGGUCACAGUGAACUCCGUGAGUCCUUGGACAUGGAAGAUCAUCUGUCUUGUGCUGUAUGUCAUGAUCUGUUUCAAGAUCCUGUCUUAAUCGACUGUGAUCACAGCUUCUGCCGAUCCUGUAUUACUCAGUACUGGAAGAGACCCGGCACAGCGGCCUGUCCCAUAUGUAGAAGAGAGACUUCCUCCAAAACCCUGAGGCCAAACCGCACCCUCGCCGGCAUCGUUGAGUCGUUCGCAAACCGGGAGACAACGCAGCAGGAAUGCAGCCGCCACAAGGAGAAGCUGACGCUGUUUUGCCAGACCGACAAGCAGCCCCUCUGUGUGCUCUGUCAGCAUUCAAAGAAUCAUCGUGGCCACGAGCUGUUGCUGCUGGAAGAGGCCGUGCAGGAGCUCAAGGAAGAACUGAAAACGUCACUGAAGCCAGUCCUGGACAGGAAGGAGGAAUGUGCUGCUGUGAAAAGUGAUUAUGAGGAAACAUUAAAGCAUAUUCAGGUACAUAAUAAUGUCACAUCAUUCCAUAAGCCAUUGUUACCUGGGUUUCAGCACCUGAGUUACAGGGAAAGGUUGAACAAGUUAGGUCUUUAUUUUUUGGAGCAUAGAAGGUUGAGGGGGGACCAGGGAGAAAUGGCAGAGAAACAGAUUAAAGCCCAGUUUGAAACAAUGCACCAGUUUCUCCGUGACCAAGAAAGGAUCGCGCUGGAAGAUCUCAAACUGGAGAGAGAGAGAAACUGCCUGGAAAUAAAGGGGAAGAUCGAGGAUGCCACAGAAGUCAUCUCAUCACUUUCAGACACCAUUCAGGACAUUGAAGAAGGGCUGAAGGAAGAGGACAGCAUCAAAUUUUUAACAAAAUUUCCAGAAACCCAGAAAAGAGCAAAGCGAACUGUGCCAGAGCUGCAGAAGGUUUAUCCUUUAAUAAAUGUGGGGAAGCAUGUUGGCUCACUGCAGUACAGAGUGUGGAAGAAGAUGCUGACAGUCAUCAAUGCAGCUCCGGUCAUCCUUGACCCCAACACAGCCAGUCCUCAUCUUCUGCUGUCUGAUGAUCUGAGAACCGUGAGAUACACCGGGAAACGGAUGCAGCUUCCCGAUAACCCACAGAGGUUUGAUUUCUGUCCGUGUGUCCUGGGAUCAGAAGGAUUCACAUCAGGAAGACAUUCCUGGGAGGUGGACGUGGGGAAUAAGACUAAAUGGGACAUUGGCAUAGCCAAGGAAUCCAUCAACGGGAAGGGGAAUAUCACUCUGAAUCUGGAUAAUGGAUAUUGGGCAGUGACACUGAGAAAUGGGACAGCUUACUCGGCCUGUGCUACCCCACCGGAAAACCUAAAGCUGAGUGUUCCUCCGAGAAAGAUCCGGAUCUCCCUGGAUUAUGAAGGAGGAAAAGUGUCCUUUCAUGAUGUGGGUAACCUGACCCACAUCUACACUUUCAAUGGCACCUUUACUGGGAAACUAUACCCUUACUUCUCUACUUGUCUUAAUCGUGACGGCAAGAAUUCUGACCCACUGAUAAUCUGUCACCGCAGAGUAACAAUCCAGGAGGAUGAAGAUCCAAUCUGGGAAUAAAACAGUAGGCGGGAUCAGGUGCAACUUUCCCAGAACUUGUAUCAAUAGGGAGCCCUCACAGGAAGCCCACAGGGAAUCAGAAAUCUGCAAUGAGUAGCUGAUCAUCUGCCCCAGGACUCAGCGGGACAGUGUGGGGCCCUGGCAGUGGUGCAGGCUCUGGGAAACCUCACUGACAUCAACAGGGAGAGUCUGGAAAACCAGGAGCAGAAAUCCCAGUUGUAUUCCAUAGUCUGCGCCUUCCUUCAUUUUAU
Hypanus sabinus (Atlantic stingray) is the source of this 2115-nucleotide messenger RNA. RefSeq names its product zinc-binding protein A33-like. The coding region runs from base 338 to 1864 and encodes 508 amino acids. The record is from RefSeq and is a predicted model, not a curated record. Gene Ontology annotation, molecular function: zinc ion binding; protein binding. Lineage: Eukaryota; Metazoa; Chordata; Chondrichthyes; Myliobatiformes; Dasyatidae. The transcript is spliced from 6 exons.